Paramuricea clavata is the source of this 399-nucleotide messenger RNA. The record is from the annotation of a GenBank genome assembly. NCBI's taxonomy places the organism in Eukaryota, Metazoa, Cnidaria, Anthozoa, Malacalcyonacea, Plexauridae.
AUGUGGAAAUUUGCAGACGAUACUUCGGUUUCCGAAGUUAUUCCAAACGAUGGUGUUAGUUCCCUGCCAGAUAAAGUAGACGAAGUAAAUAAAUGGUCGAAUGACAACAAAUUUCAACUGAACCCUGGUGAAUGUAAAGAGCUGAGGAUAAACUUUACCACGCAACCAUUUGCUGAGGAACCCCUAAAUAUAAACGGGAAGCCAUUUGAAAUUGUAAAAUCCGCAAACGUUCUGGGCAUGAUAGUUACCAAUGAUUUGAAAUGGAACAAACAUGUAAGCAAUACCGUGGAAAAGGCUUCUAAGAGACUCUAUUUAUUAAGGCAAUUAAAACGUGCUGAAGUGGAAACUAGAUCCUUAUACAAGUUUUAUACCGCCGGCGUGUAUAAGAUCUGUCGUCGA